AUGAGUUUUAGCAACCUCAAUGUUUGGUUAAAGAAGGAGGAAACGGAAGGAGUUGCUCCGCCCUCUUGUGGUGCUAUCAAUGAUGAGUCCCUGAUGAGAAACGGAACAACCAACAAUACAGUACUGAUUCCGUCUUUUUUGCAAGAAGCCUUACCAUCUUCAAACAGGACUGAGACCGAACCAGCCAUUGCUUCAAGCGGAACGAGUACGGAAGAGAAAGCAUACUCCGAGAACAACGCUGAGAGCGUGUCAUCGACAAACCCUCAAAUUCCUGCCAUAGAAGUACCGACAAACUUCAAUCCUAUGCGAGUACCAAGUCAAAUGAACGAGAUGAUCGUAAACUCAUUACAUUCCUUAGAUUUGGACAGUCAGAAUUCCAUUACCUUAGAAAACGAGAUUUAUGUCCCCCUUCAGUACGCUAAACAAAAGGUACAACAAUAUAUCCAACUUUUAGAGGAAAUGAAAACAAAGCAUGUCGGGGGAAAACAAUACAACGAGACUGAAUCAAAUCACGUUUCUCAAUUGGAGUCGGUUGUCAGGGAGUUUCAAACGAAAUAUUCUACGCUCAACGAUCAACAAAUCAUAGUUGCAACAAAAGAUGAUCCGGUCCAAACCUCAAACUCGGAGCAAGAAAGCCAUUGUGAAAAAUGUAACGAUAUUCUUAAAGACAAAAUCGCAAUGCUGAUCACGUUCAACGAGGAAUUUUUGCUGUUGGAGAAAAUAAGAGAAAACGAAGUGGAUAGCCUGAUCAAGAAAAUUGAGUUCAAUAAGAACCAAUACAAAACCAACCUAGAACGCGUGGAAAAGGAGGUGAACAAAUUGUUGCAACAAUUAGAAACCAAGCACAGAGAGGAACUGGCUGAAGUACUGAAAGUUGUUUCAGAACGCGCUGAUAACUCUUCUGAUCUUGAAAAAGAAAAUCACAAGUUAACAAUAUUGAUUAAGCAGCUUGAAUCAGAAAAGCUUAAACUUGUAGACAGCCACAAGAAGCAAGAGAACAUCCUUAACACACAAGUCAAGGAUCUAUCUCAAAAAAUGGCCAUAAUUGAAACAGUGGUUCAGGAAAAAACACACUUGCUUGAAAAAAACGAGAAAGAUGUUAAAUUGUGGAAGGAUAGAAACGACAUUUUAGAAAAGGAAAUUGAAAGAUUAUCCAUAGCAGUCAAAGACUCGCAAGAAGCAUCUCUUUGGAAAGAAAAGUUCGAGCAAGCCACACGAGAGAUCGUACAUAAAGAACGAGUCGAAAAGGAUCUAAUGAAGAAUAUCAACAUUUUAGAAGAGGCCUUACGGGUAAAAGAGGAUACCACCAAAGAGAUUGAGGACAAGUUGCAUACUGUCCAACAUCUUCUGUCAAAGGUGGAGAUGGAGUCCAGCAAAGAUAAAGCAGAAUUACAGACUCUCAAAGAAGAAAGAGAAAACAUGUUGAAUCAACAUGCACCAUUAGAACAAGAAAAACAACGAUUGACUUUGUUAUUAGAACAGGCUACAAAAGAAAUUGAGGAUCUUAAAACACAUAAACAUUUAGAAUUAGACAGAAUCAAAAAUAUUAUCAAGGAACAAUACGAGAAGAUUGAAUUGCUGGAGCAAGAAAAUCAUGAUUUGAUCAUAAAAAGAGCUUUAGAUGCGCCUCCAGAUGUAGAACUAGAUAAAUACAAGAGGUUACUAUCAAAGUACAAAUCAUCAAGCAAAAAGUAUAAGGAUGCAUUGUCUGAGCUUCAGGAUCGUUAUGAGACGUUAAUGAAACAACACACAGCGUUGAAGGAUGAAAGUAAUCUAAUUACAACAGCUCUUGAGGAGAGUAAGAUGCAACAAACUCAGUCCAUGGCUCACCUCGAAGAAAAAGAUCACCAUAUCGAAUCACUAUUGCAAAAGAUUGAGAUUUUGGAGGAUGAGAUUUCUUUAUGUAAGAACACUGACCCAGAAAGAAGACACGAACUGUUCAAGGAGUUAGAGAAAAAACUACAACAGGCUGUUUCCGAAAAGAUGCAAGCCAUCAAACACAACGACGACCUUAAAUAUGAGAUUGUUGUAGCAAAGCAAGAACUUGACCAAGAGAAAAGACAAGUGGCAGACAUGAAGAAAGCUCUUCAACAGCAUGAACAACUCUCACAUAAAGCUAGUAUCUUGGAACUGGUGAACGCUGAACUGAAAAAGAAUUCCGAGAUGGACAAUAGAAAAGUACGGUUAGACUAUGAAGCCAAAAUCAAAGCGCAGGCAGAAAGGUAUAAACAGCUGAAAGAAGAACACGAUAGAUCAUGCGCCUUUAAUGAAAAACUGUUUGAACAAAUUAAUGCUACUAGAACCAAUAUUCAGAGCGUUGCUAGCUCCGUGGAAACAGUGAUCCAAGCACUCAGCUCAACCCAAAAAGAUGAGAAUGACCUUCAAAAGUUAGCGCAACAACUGCAGGAACAACGAGGAAUGUGUGGACAGAUCGAAAAAAGGAUUGUGCAUAUUCAAACAGAUCAAAAGAGUUUAGGAAUUGCUCAAAUGAAACAAAAGCUGAGAUUUAUUGCAAGAUGUAAACCAUCCAAUGGCUCUGCGUCUGCAGGGCUUGUACAUAUACAAGGAAGAAACAUCUUAUCUCUAGGUAACAAGAAUUAUGAAUUUGACUCUAUUCGAGAUGACAGCCAAACAGAAGUUUUCAAUGAAAUUAGAGAUGCGGUCAGAAGCAGUAUGGAAGGCGACGAUAUUUGUAUUUUAGCUACUGGCCCUAAUACCUGUGGGAAAACAUAUACAUUGUAUGGAACAUCGAAGGAGAAGGGUCUUCUUCCUCAAACUCUUGACUUCAUCUUCAAUGAAGCAGACAAUUCCAGAACAAUCUACACCACAACAGUCAUUUGUGAAGUGUCAGAGCUAGGUGAUGAUCUUCAGGUAACCACAAAAGAUUUUACGGUCCUCAAGAAUGCUUCAACGAUGGACUUGGUUCUCUCAAGCGUUGAGCACGAAAAGAAGAGAGAUGAGUCACAUUUAAUCGUUACUCUCAUGAUUGACAGAGUGUUCAAGGUUACAGGUGAAAGGCUUUCCAGCAAAAUUGUUUUUGUUGAAAUUUCUGCUACAAAAACGUUGGUAGAUUUACUUACCAUUCAACAUACAUCUAAACCACAUUCUCUUAUUACUUUAUUGAGAAGUUCUAGAAAGGCGUUUGUUUUUACCUGUAUUUGUGAUGAAAGAUCAAUGGAAAAAGAAAUUUCCAGCGUUCUAGACUGUACUUCUGAGAUUAGAAACCAAUAA
Messenger RNA from Naegleria lovaniensis, 3231 nucleotides. RefSeq lists its product as uncharacterized. The transcript has a single exon. Gene Ontology annotation, cellular component: kinesin complex; microtubule. The record is from RefSeq and is a predicted model, not a curated record. Gene Ontology annotation, molecular function: ATP binding; microtubule motor activity; microtubule binding. Lineage: Eukaryota; Heterolobosea; Eutetramitea; Acrasida; Naegleriidae. Gene Ontology annotation, biological process: microtubule-based movement. The coding region runs from base 1 to 3231 and encodes 1076 amino acids.